GGAAGCGUUUCCUACGACGCGCCCAUGGAGCCCGGCGGGUCGGGCCGCCGGAGCGCGGCGGAGGUGGUGGCCACCCGCGGCCGCAAGGCCCCUCAGGGUCCCCGCGGCCCGAAGGACUUCAUGCCCGACGGCUCGGCCGAGCAGGAGGAGAAGCUGCGGCGGUGCCAGGAGGAGGAGUGGCAGCUCCUCUCCGAGGAGCGUGUGGAGCGGCUGGGGAAUCUGGUGAAAGCUGAGUGGAAGCCAGGACAGGGCAUCGUAGAGCUGCGGACCCCUGCGGGGAAGUUCUGGCACACCAUGGGGUUCACAGAGCGUGGCAAACAGUGCCUGCUGCCCGAGGAGGCUCUGUACCUGCUGGAGUGUGGCUCUGUUCAGCUUUUUUACAGGGAUCUGCCCUUGUCAAUCCAGGAAGCCUACGAGAUCCUGCUGUGCCAGGAGGCGAUGAGCCUGCCACAUUACCAGGUGUUCAGCCACUUGAAGCAACUGGGUUAUAUUGUACUGAGAUUCGACCCCAGCACUGUCCUGUCUCCCUACGAGAGGCAACUGAACCUGGAAAGUCACUGCCAGAGCUCUGGGAAACACCAUCGCAAGAGGAGGAGGAGUUCCAGCCCCCGGUCACAUGAGAAGAAACAUAAGGUAUGUGAAGAUCUUCCAGAAGCUGAAGGGACCUCAAAAAAAGCUGCAGAUGACUGUCGAGACUCCAGCUGCCUUCCCAUGGAUGAAAAGCCUGUGUCAGAGCAACCAAAGAAAUCAGAUGCUGGCAGUAGAGGGGGAGAAUCAAACCCAGUUCCUCUUGAUACAGGACAAAAGAACUCCCUGAGCCCCUCCUGGAGCCGGGCUGGAGACCAGAAGGAGAGCAGCUCUGGCACCCAUGCACCACGCUGGGAUUUUACCACCAUCAUCUUGCCAAAUGUGGCCCCAGACCAGCCGUGCACAAUUCUGCCUUCACCUGACAACGGGCUCCUACCGCAGAACGUGCCGGGGAGGGAGGUUAAUGCAUCUUGCUGGUGCGCACGGAUCAAUCAGAAACAGGAGAAGCUGUCACGGAAAGAAAGGGAGCAACGAGAGAGAGAGAGCAGGUACAAGAGCAGUGUCAACGCUGACCGGGAGGUGAGGCACUGCUCCAACUGGCAGGAGUACAAAGCCCUUCUGGCGCAGAGGAGCCGGCAGAGGGUUUGGAGACGACCGCCGCAUCUCUGGGACCAAGCUGUCACACCGCUUCUGCGGCCAGAUGAAGCUACCUCACAAGCUGCGCUCCUCCAGCAGAUCAGCGUGCUGCAGCCCUCCCACAUCCUGGAUGGAGCCUCCCGGCUGCAGGAGGACCCAGAGGGUUUGAAGAUAGACUUCAAUGUGUAUCAAGCAGAUGCUGUGGCCAAGUUUAAGAAGACAAACCCUGGGAAGCCAUAUGUCAGGAUGUGUGUUCGGAGCUUCGAUGAACAGAUUCCAUCCCUUCGGGCUUUGAAGCAGGUUACGUAUCAGAGUGGGGACGUCCCCGUGGUCUUUGCGCUGGUGGAUCAUGGAGAAGUUGCCUUCUAUUCGCUAAAAGAAUUCAAGCUGCCAGUUGAUAUCAAUCACUGAAGUUGCUGUCACUUGCAGUCAUGGUACGGGAAAAGCUUUACUCAGGAUCUGUUUUCUUGAUGAGUGAAACAUUAUGGAAAAUAGAGCCUGUGAUAACUGGAA
Messenger RNA from Calidris pugnax (ruff), 1677 nucleotides. It is a transcript of the gene TSEN54, whose product is annotated as tRNA splicing endonuclease subunit 54. The transcript has 11 exons. Bases 25 to 1575 code for a protein of 516 amino acids. Gene Ontology annotation, biological process: tRNA-type intron splice site recognition and cleavage. The record is from RefSeq and is a predicted model, not a curated record. Lineage: Eukaryota; Metazoa; Chordata; Aves; Charadriiformes; Scolopacidae. Gene Ontology annotation, cellular component: tRNA-intron endonuclease complex.